Messenger RNA from Thamnophis elegans (Western terrestrial garter snake), 615 nucleotides. RefSeq names its product zinc finger protein 572-like. Lineage: Eukaryota; Metazoa; Chordata; Lepidosauria; Squamata; Natricidae. The transcript is spliced from 3 exons. The coding region runs from base 1 to 615 and encodes 204 amino acids. The record is from RefSeq and is a predicted model, not a curated record.
AUGGGAGAAAAGAAAUACCAAUGCCCAGAAUGUGGAAAAACCUUCAAGAGAAGUGAACAUCUUCAAGGCCAUUUAAAAAUCCACUCAGGAGAAAAGGAAUAUCCAUGCCCAGAAUGUGAGAAAUACUUUAGAACCAAAGACCUUCUUAAAAGCCAUCUAAAAAUCCAUACAGAAGAAAAACCUUAUAAUGCUUUGAGAUCCACUCAGGAGAGAAAAUCUCAUAAAUGCAUUGAGUGUGGAAAGGAAGCUUCAGUUCGGAGGAGCACCUUUAUCAACAUCAAAGGAAAGUUCCACUCAGGAGAGAAACCUCAUAAAUGCCUGGAGUGUGGAAAGGGGUUCAGUCAGAGAGCCACCUUUAUACACAUGAGAGGAUCCACAACAGGAGAAAACCUCACACAAUGCCUGGAGUGUGGAAAGAGUUUCAGAUCCAAUUCAGGAGAGAAACCUCAUAAAUGUCUGAGUGUGGGAAAGAGCUUCAAUCGGAAGGAGCAAACCUUUAUCAACAUCAAAGGCGCCACACAGGAGAAAAACCUCAUAAAUUCCUGUAGUGUGGAAAUAGUUCCUAGGAGAGGUGGAAGUCUUUAUAACCAUCAAAGAAUCCACAUGGGAGAAUAA